This is a messenger RNA of Monopterus albus (swamp eel), 627 nucleotides long. RefSeq names its product BCL2 like 16 (gene bcl2l16). Bases 1 to 627 code for a protein of 208 amino acids. Gene Ontology annotation, molecular function: BH domain binding. Gene Ontology annotation, cellular component: mitochondrial outer membrane. The transcript is spliced from 2 exons. NCBI's taxonomy places the organism in Eukaryota, Metazoa, Chordata, Actinopteri, Synbranchiformes, Synbranchidae. Gene Ontology annotation, biological process: release of cytochrome c from mitochondria; intrinsic apoptotic signaling pathway in response to DNA damage; regulation of apoptotic process. The record is from RefSeq and is a predicted model, not a curated record.
AUGUCUCAGUCAGAGGUGCCAGAGGCCAGACUGGGCCUGAACAGUCCUGACCCCCUGGUGAGAGAGGCGUUUCUGAUGGCCCAUGAUUACAUAGACUAUGUAACUACAGGUGGGGCAGAUGGGACAAUUGGUCCUGCCCCUUCAGCCUGCACCGCUGCUCUGCGCCAUGCUGGAGAUGAGCUCGUUACCCGUUUCCCCAUCUUCUUUAGGCGCUGGCCUCGUGUCUUCCAGGAUGCGACAGAGAGCACGGCCUGCCCCAUGCUCAUAAACAUCCUGGAUGAGCACUUCUUUCCCCCUGUCCCUGGGGGGCGGCGGCGCAGGGACCUGGCCUGGAGUGCAGUGCUGUCGGUGUAUGUGCUGGCUGGCCAGAUGGCUCUGCAUUGCCAUGAAAGGGACAUGAUGGUGGUCCUGCCCCAGCUAAAAGAGUGUGUAGGGGCCUAUGUAGAAAGGGUCAUCUGCCCUGAGAUACAAGACAUGGGAGGAUGGACAGGUUUUGUGUCACGCUUUGGAGAGAAGCCAAACUUGGAAUGCCAGGUGAAGAAAGUGUGCUGCGGGACAUUGAUGGCUCUGGCUACCAGCAUCCUCAUCUACUUCUUGUGGAGAAAGUGGUUAAACACUGCCACCUAG